UUGCUCUGUGGCAUGGGGAACACUCGGUCAUUUCCGGAUAUACUUGGGAAAAUAGUGUUUUUGUUUCUCAUAUGUAUGGAACCGUCCUCAGGGUCAACAAAUCUUGCACUCCUCCGUCCGGCAACGCAGAGUACCCCAUCGAGUCCCACGGGACCGGACAAAGCCGUGGAUGGGUUGAACAUCACAGUCAUGGAUGUUUCUAAUAACUUGUUCUGUACCUUCGUGGAGACAUUCAGUCUUUCAGGAUGGUGGCAAGUGGACCUCCUGGUGACGGUCAGAGUAGGCAGUGUCCGGAUCACUCCUGCCCAAUAUCCACAUGGAUUACCAAAGGACUUUCAACUGGUCGUAUACCCCGAUCCACAGUGUCCACAAAGUCCAAAACUUUGCUUUGAGUAUAUUGGAAUAUUCUCUAACGGAGUGGCGGAAACCAUCUACUGUUCGACGCCUGUGAGAGGGCGCUAUGUUCGCUUCAUUCAGAACGAUCCAAUGUUCUUAUGUGAGGUCGAGGUGUAUGAAUUGGAAACAGAACUUAAAGGUGCCAUAUUUGAGCAGAUACCGGAAAAGAAGUUCGAUCUAACAGGGCCUGUUGAGAUGAAGACCAGGUCCGCCAUGGACUGUGCACGAUACUGCUUGGAACAUGGUUACUGUCCUGCCUUUAAUUUUAGAAGUGACUCCCGAAUAUGCGAGAUCUCGGCUAACGGAAACAGCAGUGGGCUGACAGCGGGAAACCCCGUAUGGGAUGCCUAUGAACAGGAUCUGUGCUUGGACAACUAACAUUCUAAAUACAACGUGAAACUUGUCAACGUGAUUAUCUCCUAUACUCUGAUCUUCACAUGCAGCUUUAACAGCUCCUUACUCCCUGGCACUUUUCAGUGAAUAUUUCGUGACAUGCUAACCUGAUGGAAUCCGAGAGUGCUAUCACUAUUUUCCCUUAUGAUGCUCUAUGGGACCUCUCUCGGCGGGACUUAUUUAUUUUCUGGCGUUGACAUUUGAAUUUACAUAAAUUACUCAUGGAGAACACCAUUGGAACAUCUAACAUUGCCAAUGUUCCGCCAAGAAUGUCGUCACAGAUACUGGCAUGUCAUUCAGGUCAUUUAAUCAACACUGUACUGUUUGAUGAUGUUCAUUAAAUAAAAU
Haliotis rufescens (red abalone) is the source of this 1137-nucleotide messenger RNA. RefSeq lists its product as uncharacterized. The transcript has 4 exons. Bases 13 to 774 code for a protein of 253 amino acids. The record is from RefSeq and is a predicted model, not a curated record. NCBI's taxonomy places the organism in Eukaryota, Metazoa, Mollusca, Gastropoda, Lepetellida, Haliotidae.